AUGGUCCUCGAUCUCGGCUAUCCCACCGCUGCCACCAGAAAUGUUGUGCCGGACGCGGCACAGGGGAAGAAUGCAACUCAGGCAGCUAAAAAAAUUUGUGAUGUUUAUGGACAUGAUGCUGUAUCAAUACGUGUUGCACAAAUCUGGUUCAAGCGUUUUCAAUCUGGAAAUUUUAACGUCAAAGAUACACCUCGCUCUGGUCGACCGAUCACUGAAAAAGUCGAUGAAAUUAUGGAAAUAAUUGAACAAGACCGGCAUAUUAGCAGUCACGAAAUCGGUAAGCAACUGAACAUCGACCACAAAACAGUUUUAAACCAUUUGCAGAAAGCUGGAUACAAAAAAAAGCUCGAUGUUUGGGUGCCACAUGAUUUAACAGUCAAAAAUUUAAUGGAUCGAUUUUCUAUCUGCGAAUCAUUGUUAAAACGAAACGACAUCGAACCAUUUUUGAAACGGCUCAUAAUAGGCGAUGAAAAAUGGAUCACGUAUGACAAUAAUGUACGAAAAAGAUCGUGGACAAAGCGAAAUGAAGUUCCGCAAACUGUGGCAAAGCCAAAAUUGACGCCAAGAAAAGUGAUGCUGAGUGUGUGGUGGAAUUACAAAGGAAUCGUUCACUACGAGCUGCUGCCGUCCGGUCAAACAAUUGAUUCUAACCUUUACUGUCAACAACUGGAAAGAUUACGCCAGGCAAUUGAGAAAACGCGACCAGAAUUGAUCAAUAGGAAAGGCGUCGUCUUUCAUCACGACAACGCGAGACCUCAUGUAUCUAUAGCGACUCGUCGACGUGUCAAAAAUUAA
Molecule: messenger RNA, 795 nt
Organism: Camponotus floridanus (Florida carpenter ant)
Lineage: Eukaryota; Metazoa; Arthropoda; Insecta; Hymenoptera; Formicidae
Product: histone-lysine N-methyltransferase SETMAR-like
Exons: 2
Coding region: 1-795 (264 amino acids)
Molecular function (GO): nucleic acid binding
Source: RefSeq, a predicted model, not a curated record